Messenger RNA from Ilyonectria robusta, 2052 nucleotides. Its product is annotated as major facilitator superfamily domain-containing protein. Gene Ontology annotation, biological process: transmembrane transport. The record is from RefSeq and is a predicted model, not a curated record. The coding region runs from base 85 to 1737 and encodes 550 amino acids. Gene Ontology annotation, molecular function: transmembrane transporter activity. The transcript is spliced from 3 exons. Lineage: Eukaryota; Fungi; Ascomycota; Sordariomycetes; Hypocreales; Nectriaceae.
GUCAAGAUCGCACCUCAUUUUCGUUGUGUUGCUUUCAAAGGCCGGUUUUCUUCUCGCAUUCGUUUCCUUGCUUCUUUGUAUAAUAUGAGUCCUUCCGAUAGAGCUCCCGUGGACGCUGGUCCUAUUUCACGCGACCCCACACCCGUUACAUAUGACGAGCGGAUUCUCGACCCGAAGCCGACAUGUCCCUCCGAUACCAACUACGACGAUGCCGAAAAGGGCCGGAUACAAUGUUCAGAUUCAAUCCAACCACAGAGCUCGUCGACCUCACAUCCCUAUCAACCGUCUCAUUCGGAGAAACCAGGUUCUUCCCAAAGCGAAGACCAAGCACCAACCACUACUCCCGACGAAAAUACAGUCUGGUGGGAUGGAGACGAUGACCCGCAAAAUCCCCAGAACUGGACGAAGCUUCGCAAAUACAGCAAUUGCCUCUUGAUCAGUCUCCUUACUUUCAUCGAGCCUCUCGCCUCGUCCAUCUUCACGCCAGGAGUCCCUACUCUGAUGCGUGACUUUGAGAGCAGCAACACGGAACUAGCAGCAUUUGUCGUCUCCGUCUAUGUUCUCGGGUUCGCGUUUGGUCCCAUGGUUCUGGCUCCGCUUUCCGAGAUGUAUGGUCGUCUUCCUGUCUACCACGGCUGCAACGUCCUGUUCCUCGCCUUCACCGCCGCUUGCGCCGUGGCGCCCUCGCUCGAGUCUCUCAUUGCUUUCCGGUUCCUGGCGGGCACUUUCGGAGCUGCACCCAUGACCAAUGGAGGCGGCAGUAUCGCCGACAUGUUCAAGCCCGAGGAGCGUGCCGCCGUCAUGGCUGGACUCAGCAUAGGUCCCUUGCUGGGUCCCAUCAUCGGCCCUGUCAUUGGCGGUGUCCUGACCGAUGCCAAAGGAUGGCGGUGGGACUUUUGGGUUAUUACCAUCGUUUCCGGAGCGAUUGUUGCUGGCAUGUUUUUCAUCAUGCGAGAGAGCUAUGCGCCAGUUAUCCUGGAGAAGAAGGCGAGGAGACUACGGAAGGAGACUGGGAACACACAGCUCCGCUCCAAGCUCGAUGACGGACUCUCCUCCACGGAUCUAUUGAAGCGAUCAAUCGUUCGGCCCAUGAGGCUUUUGCUUUUCUCUCCCAUCUGCACCAUUUUUGCCGUGUACCUUGCUGUUGUAUACGGCUAUCUCUACCUCCUCUUCACCUCAAUAACCUAUGUUUUUGAGGACAUUUAUGGUUUCAACACAAAGACCGUCGGGCUCGUUUAUCUGGGACUCGGUGUCGGGUGCAUGGCCGGAAUGGGUUUGUUCGCAUGGGAUAGCAGCAGGGAGAUCAAAAAGAUGGCUAGUACAGACGAGAUGAAGCCUGAACUUCGUCUCAAGUUGUUGCCCGCAGCAGCCGUUGUUUUCCCCCUUGGUUUCUUCAUCUACGGAUGGACAACAGACUACAAAACACAUUGGAUGGGCCCAAUUGUUGGACUUGUCCUUAUCGGCAUCAGCAAUUUGAUAUGUUUCAUGACAAUCUCCGUGUACCUAGUGGACGCUUACGAGCGAUACGCUGCCUCGGCCCUUGCAGCGAACACCAUUUUCCGAUCGAUCGCAGGAGCGCUUUUGCCUCUCUGCGGCUUGAGGAUGUACGACGUACUUGGACUGGGCUGGGGAAACACCAUGCUUGGCUUGAUCGCGGUGGCGCUCAUUCCCAUCCCCUUCCUCAUUAAACGCUUCGGUGAGAAGCUCCGAAAGAAGUACGAGAUUACCGAUCUCUGAAUUUCCGUCUUUUUUUGUUCCAUGUUGCAUAUAGACCGUUAUUAGCUACGGCGCACGACGAGUAUACGCUACUUUCUGCCCAGCUGGUAAUGUGACAUAUUUGAGUUUAUAUUUCGCAUCGCUCUUAGAAUAUGGUUGGGGCUUGGUUCUUUUUCUUGGACACAACUACAAGAACGCAUUUGCAUUGUAUCUCAUCUCACCGAGAAGUGGUCUGCAUGACCAACUCCGAUCAUUACCUUCUCGAUGUACAUAUCUAUGUAUUAUUUAUUAAUAGAUCUUGGCCAUAAAUUGGUUCAGGUAUUAGGGGGAUCCAUC